Molecule: messenger RNA, 1510 nt
Organism: Aspergillus alliaceus
Lineage: Eukaryota; Fungi; Ascomycota; Eurotiomycetes; Eurotiales; Aspergillaceae
Exons: 1
Coding region: 164-1309 (381 amino acids)
Biological process (GO): intracellular monoatomic cation homeostasis
Cellular component (GO): mitochondrial inner membrane
Molecular function (GO): ribosome binding
Source: RefSeq, a predicted model, not a curated record
UUCGACGGUUUAUAGCACGAAAAUGACUGCCUCGGCGACUCAGGGCUGUUGUGUCAUUUGUUUUGCAUGCCCCAGGCAUUAAUCACAUCGCCUUACCUCCGAACUCCGACACUUCAGUUCUACAAUAUCCCAUUCACCCCUAUUCCCUCCAUGGUCUGGGAGAAUGUCAUCCUCUCUCUGCGCCCCUAGGGCCCUCGUCACUCGAUCCCAUCCUCUAGUCUCCUUCUCUCUUACAUCAGCUACUCAACGACAUGACCUUUGGCGUUGUGGCGUCUACCUCGCUUUCCGUGGCUACGCCUUAUCUUCCAAAACUCAUACACGCCCCUCAUCCUCUGCCCAGCCUUCCACAUCCACAGUCCCUUCCACAUCCUCAACCGUAACGACAUCUUUAGCCAAUGAUGUCAACCCGCCACCCAGCACUCGCCCGGCAGAUCUCAACCUUCCAGACCCAGCCUCACCCUCCACCGCAGCGGCCGAUAAGCUCAAGCGCUAUGUCGCAAUGGGACGCGCAUACUUAUCUUUCUACAAGACCGGUCUCAAAAAUGUUUACCAUAACUAUCGCGCCUCAGUGCCCAUUCGUCGCUCGCUCGGUCUCCCCCCGUACCUUCCCAUCUCUCCUCCGCCUGCGUCAUCACCCAGCAGUUCCCAGGACAAAAAGAGCGCUGCGUUCCACAAGGCGAUCGAGUCGGUUCAACUCAGCCGCUCAAGCUUCCAAUUGGUCCGACGCGCCGCCUACGAUGUCCGGCGCAUGAUCCCUUUCACAUUGAUCCUUAUCGUGUGCGGGGAGUUGACCCCCUUGGCUGUCCUGGCUUUCGGCAAUGCUGUCACGCCAUUCACCUGUCGCGUCCCACGGCAGAUUGAGAAGGACCGCAUCCAGUGGAUGGGCCGGAAGCGCGCUGCCUUGGUGGCGCAGCAGGCGGCGACAGAUGGAUCUAUUACGCCGCCUGCCACGGGAUCCGAUCAGGAGCUGGAUCUUCUGGUUAAGGUGUAUACAAAUCCUGAAUGGAUCGAGCGUGCGAGCGCCGAGGAGAUCCUGCGUGCGUGCGCGGUGUUGAAUCUGGUGAAGGCGCAUACCAGACCUUCCGGAUUGGUGACAUUGUAUCGGGCGAGGUUGCGACGGUAUGCAGAAUACUUGCGCUUAGAUGAUCAGUUGAUUCAACGCUGUGGGGGUGUUCCGGCGAUGGAGAGUGUGGAGGUUAAAAUUGCGGUUGAGGAGCGCGGUGGUGUCGGUGUGGCGGAAGGUAAAGAGGGUUGGGAUGCAGAGAGGGAUGAGCGACGGUGGCUGGAAAAGUGGUUGGAGAGGAGGUAAGUUCCCGCAUUGAAUAAUAUGUACUCUCUAGAUUCAGUGUACUUUGUAAAUUAGCGGGUCUGGUUCAAAAUCGGUAGAUGCAGAUAUCUAGAUACAAUUGCUUUGUUUUCCCUUUGUAUCGAACAAUUACCAUUGCAAGUCCAGAUAUCUACUGUACAAUAAAUGGUCAGUUUACGCUCGCUCAUUUAUCGCCAUAUGCCC